GUGGGUCAAGCUGAGGAUGCAUUUUAAUUUAUAACAUUAAAUUAAGAUUGCAGAUGCUAAUAUAGAUAAAAUGAGUGAUUUUGUAAACGCUACGGAGGCAGCGUCGCUUGCUGUUACAUUCGAUCAAGCAGGACAGGUAGAUAAAGCGGUAGAAUGUUACAGAACAGCAGCGAGAUUAUUGGAUAGGGUUCGCGAUCAAGUUCCUCCAGAACGGCAAACAGAACUACGUGAUAAAGUACGACAAUAUCUUCAGAGAGCUACCCUCUUGCAGGAACAAAAAGACAAUGCACGGCAAGCAGAGAGCGAGCGAGGGCUGCAGCAAUGCUACUUCCUCCUGCAGCAGGCUCUGGAUGCGGACGAAGCUGGACUUGAGGAUCUGGCACUGCAGUUAUACACACAGGCUGUGGAGCUGGCAGUUACUGUAAAAUCAAGUGACCCAGACAUACAGACUAAAGUAAAGAAUUUGGCGAGACAGGCGCUGGAUCGAGCUGAGGAGUUGAAAGGGAUCAACAAAAUAGGAGCCAUGUCGCUAAACGACCCAAAGAGGCCGCCACCAAACAAAGCCCAGCUCCAAAGAGAACAGAGUGUUCACUUAAAGGUGAGCGGUAAGCAGGUUUACACAAAUGAGGAGAAAGAGGUUCUGCGGCAGACAUCAAACAUAAACAACAACUGCUUUCUGCCGUUCAUGGAUAUUGAUCUUUCAGAAAGGUUCCAGUACGCGAUUCCCUUCGAAGACCGAGCGAGCGAGCUAAAGCUGUCGUCCAAGCAAGCCAGCGAGUUCGAACGCUGGGUGCGACCGCACGAGAUUUGCACUGACCCCAAGAUGAUAGUCGGCGACCACGUUGACUGUUUCAGUAUUAAACAAACCAUAGUGUCAGACUGUUCAUUUGUGGCCUCCCUCGCCGUCAGCGCCCUCUACGAGAAACGGUUCAACAAGAAAAUCAUAACAUCCAUCAUUUAUCCGAAAAAUAAGAACAAGGAUCCUGUGUACAACCCGUUUGGGAAAUAUAUGGUCAAGUUACAUCUUAACGGAGUUAGGAGAAAGAUCAUUAUCGACGAUCGGUUACCAUACAGCCGUUACGGCCGCCUGUUGUGUUCGUACUCGAGCAAUAAGAAUGAAUUCUGGGUGUCGCUACUUGAGAAGGCCUAUAUGAAGGUCAUGGGUGGAUAUGACUUCCCUGGGUCAAAUAGUAAUAUAGAUCUGCACGCACUGACCGGCUGGAUUCCGGAGCGGUGUGCGAUCCGCAGCGAGCCGGAUUUCAACAGUGACGCCCUCUAUGAGACCAUACGGACGAGACUGCAUCGGGGCGAGGUGCUGGUAACAGCGGCCACGGGCACUUUAAGUGACGCGGACGCCGAACGCACGGGGCUUGUACCCGCACAUGCGUACGCCGUACUGGAUGUCAGAAUCGCUAAUGGCGUGAAACUCCUAAAGCUUAAAAACCCCUGGUCCCACCUCCGCUGGCGCGGAAACUAUUCCGAACUCGAUACCCAUCACUGGACUCACGAUCUACGAUCACAGCUCAACUACGACCCUGACAGCGCGGCACAAUAUGAUAACGGGGUGUUUUGGAUAGACUACGCGAGCAUAUUGAACUUUUUCGACGUGUUUUAUCUGAAUUGGAACCCAGAUAUGUUCCAGUACACGUAUUGCAUACACCAAAAAUGGGAUGCCGGUAACGGCCCAGUGAAGGACGCAUACAACAUCGGAGAGAACCCUCAAUUCUCUCUCCACGUGCACGGCAAGGGAGCCGUGUGGUUGUUGCUCACCCGCCACAUCACGCAGAUCGACGAUUUUAGGGACAAUAAGGAGUAUAUCACGUUGUUGGUGUAUAAGAAUAAUGGGAAACGAGUUUAUUAUCCAUAUGAGCCUCCCCCCCACAUCGACGGCGUGCGCAUCAACAGCCCCCACUACCUCUGCAAGAUCAUCGUCGGCGACGCCAGUGCCGACAAGUACACGCUAGUCGUCUCGCAGUACGAGAAGUCAAGGACGAUAUACUACACGCUACGCGCCUAUGCGACUUGCCCGAUUUCGAUGGAAAAGUUGGAGAGCUAUCGGCAUACUAAAACAAUCUCGGGCGAGUGGGUGGGGCGGAGCGCCGGCGGCUGUGAGAACCAUCGUGACACUUACAAGAACAACCCAAGGAUCUACAUCACCGUGCCAGAGAGCAGAGUGCCGUGCCGUGUGGUGGCGCAACUAAAGGGUCCCAAGCAGUACCAGAUGGGUAUGGACGCUAGGGUCGAGUCCAUCAGUGACCCCAACGUCACAGCACCCUUCGUUAAAGAGUCCUCGGGCGCUUAUAGAUCCGGUUUCGUAGUGUUGGAGCUGCCGGUCCUCCCGGCGGGCCGGUACGUCAUAACGCCGUCGACCUACUACCCGGGCCAGGAGGGGCCCUUCAUACUGGAGCUCCGGUCCACCAUAGAGCUGGCGUGCGAGGCGCGCGGCUAGGCCAGGCGGAGCAGGGCGAAGACUGACAAUGCUAUAUAUUAAUAUUAUUACAUAACUCAUAAAGGUUAAGAAACAUUAAGGCCCCAUUAGCACGGCAGCUUUUUCAACACGCGUUAAAAAGCGUUUGAAUGACACAAAUGGAUAACCAUGUAUCUAUUCACACGACAGCGGUGGCGUUUUUUUAUCAAGCGUUGUUGGAUUUUCGACUUUAAGCAUUGGUCGUUAAAUCGAAUUUAGAGUGCGGACAGAUUCAAGCGCUUUUUUAUCGCGCAUUGAAAAAGCUGUCGUGCGAAUAAUGGGGGCUAAGAGUCUUAGCGCCACUGCCACUAUUUGCUAACCCGGAACAGACGUGGCUCACUCCGCUAUUUCGUCGAUUUGCAACAAGUAGCUACAAGGUACAUCCUUUCCACACCAAGUUAAGUGGCAAGCGCAAGCCGCGCGUGGCGCUGUCGCCACCUAGCGUCCAUAUCUGUCCUGAUCGUAACAGACGCGUUUUGUUAGAGGGUGAGUCUUCUGUACCUAGUACUAUUAUUUAUUCUUUAAACUUGGAGUUACCAUGGUUACCAUUACAAUUUGACACUCGGUUAACAGUUUAACCGGUUAAUCCCGGGUUAGUGGGAUGAUGGAAGUGGCGCUUGAAAGUAAACUUGCAGCGCAGCACGCUUUGCUGCUAAGUUGAAUGUCGAUGCAAAUUUAUUUUUUCUUGCAGCAUCGCUGUUGUAAUUGGAAUAUUACCUUAACUGGCGACAGUGGUUACAUUACAAAGAUUCUUGUCAUUGGUCAAAUACGAAUCAAGAUAUUUAGACUUAUUAAUAUCAAGGCUAAUGUGGCGAAGACCGGCAUAUAACAUUUUUGGUUGGGAAGACCAUCAUAGGGCAAUAAUCUCGUAUUCGUACAGGCAGUCAGAAAGGAAGAGCUUCACUCCUGUUCUACCGACCUUCUGUAAGUGGAGUAUGUGUACAAACGCAAGAGUUAAAAACGACUAAAGAGCUAGUAGACGGUUUUUCCUUAGACGGUCUGUCCCAUAUUGCUUUUAUUUAAUAUUAACAUUUGCGUCCACCAUAAUGUAAUUUAUGAUUAUUUAGGUCAAUAAUUAAAAAAUCUGUUUAAUAUAUUUUAUAUUACCAUCUGCUUUAGUAUUUAUAGACGAGACAUUCGAUAUUAGACCAUAAGCCACUCAUUUAAGGUUGUUUUUGUCCUCGCUUCUCUUGAUACCGCCUAGUCGCAUUUUCUCACGUCUAUUACCUACUGCACUCUGUGAUAUGACACGUUAAAAUAAUAUUUUUUAAAUAGCAUAGCCACCGCCAUACAAUAAUUUUAAAACGAUUUGUAGAAAUAACAUGAAACUUGGCAUGAACAUUGUAGGCAUUUUUCAAACAACAAGGGUACGAUUACAGAUGUCAUUUUAAUAUUUUGCGAGAUUUUGCGUUUUUAGGGUUCCGUACCCAAAGGGUAAAACGGGGCCCUAUUACUAAGACUCUGCUGUCCGUCCGUCCGCCCGUCCGUCCGUCUGUCACCAGGCUGUAUCUCACGAACCGUGAUAGCUAGACAGUUGAAAUUUUCACAGAUGAUGUAUUUAUGUUGCCGCUAUAACAACAAAUACUAAAAACAGAAUAAAAUAAAGAUUUAAGUGGGGCUCCCAUACCACAAACGUGAUUUUUGACUGAAGUUAAACAACGUCGGGCGGGGUCAGUACUUGGAUGGGUGACCGUUUUUUUUGCCUUUUUUAGCAUUAUGGUACGGAACCCUUCGUGCGCGAGUCCGACUCGCACUUAUACUACUUGUUUAGUGCUUGUUGUACUUGUUUAGUGCGAGUAGGUUAUAAAUAUAGAUUUAUAACCUUAAAAACCGGGCAAGUUAGUGCGAGUAUAUAGGGAGAUAUUGGAGAUGACAUCUGUCAGCGUACCCAUGCUGCUUGAAAAAUACUUUACGUACUUACUUAAUAAUAGAUAUGCAUCUAAGUUUGGUUUUCAUUUUCGUUGUAGACAUUGUACUUAAUACAGAGAAAAUGAAGCAAGUAAAAGUUUUAUCAUAGAUUGUAUGGCGGCGUCUAAGUUCUUAUGACUUUUAUAUCCCAAAAAUUAGUUGCAAAUUUAAAUUUGAAUUAUUUUCAUAUAGUUUAAAUUAUUAUUGAAUUUGGUUGGUUUAUUUUAGAUUUAAUUUUGUAACAGAAAUAAUGACAGCACAUAAAUGUUGUUUUUCUAAUGAAUCUCUAAAACAGUUUUUAUUAUAAUUAUUAAUGAAAUUUUAGAUGACGAGAUUUGAAUCAGUAUCUUAUAAAAUAUAUAAAUGUAACAAUCGGAUUUUUUUGCGUUUUGUGUGAUAUUUUGUAGUUUGUAAGCAUCAUAUAUAUGAAGUUGUAAAA
Cydia fagiglandana is the source of this 4814-nucleotide messenger RNA. Its product is annotated as calpain-7-like. Lineage: Eukaryota; Metazoa; Arthropoda; Insecta; Lepidoptera; Tortricidae. The record is from RefSeq and is a predicted model, not a curated record. The coding region runs from base 71 to 2449 and encodes 792 amino acids. Gene Ontology annotation, biological process: proteolysis. Gene Ontology annotation, molecular function: calcium-dependent cysteine-type endopeptidase activity. The transcript has 15 exons.